ACUGCCUCUUUCGACUUGAUAUAAACAGCCAUCUCGCAUCUUGAACAGCCUUAUAUUACUUGGUUCAUCUUCGUCAUAAACUCGUACAUUCCAGCUCAGACUCUGAUUCUUCUUCGCACAAGAAGUACGGGAAGGUGAAGAAGGAUAAAAAGGAUAAGAAGGACAAGAAAGACAAGAGCAAGAAGGACAAGAUGGAACAUACUGGCACUCCAGGAUUCCCCCAGGUGAUGCCCUUGAUGCCUCAGCCCCAUUUCGAACAGCAGCGCGCCCCGUCUGCCGGUCACCAGGCGCCCAUCCAGCAGCCCCCCAGCUCUGGCUUCCGUAUUCCGUUGCAUUCGUCCUCUGCCUUCCCGCAGCAGAAUAUUGCUGGACCACCUCCAUGCCAUGAUCUCGACGGAUCCCCAGUCUACAUUGGUUCUGCCAUUUUCGAUAAAUCAGUCCAUCCAUGCAAGAUCGGGCCUCAUCUUCAUAUCCCUUGCUCAGUUGCCUAUGGCGGUGGCGAGGUGGGCCACCAGGGGCGCUACGAUCUCCUCCCGUUCACUCCCGAUACCAUGGAGUUUGUACUCACCUCUCAAGGCCAUGUCCCGGCUGGCAGGAGGCCGGUUGAAGGCGGCUACGAGGAAGAUGGAACGCCGUUGUACCAUGCCGUGGCCAAAGUCAGCGAGAUUAGGGUGCCAGGAAAGACGGGCGCUCACUUGGGUGGAUGCAACGUAUCCUUUGGUGGAGGUGAACAUGUUGUUAGAGACAACUAUGAAAUCUUGUGCUGGAAGUAAUGGCGUAAAUGUAUAAAUGAAUGCAGAACGAUUUGAAAGUAUCUUGUAUAGAAUGUAACUGGAUGUAACAAUGGAAUUAUUUCAAUGCAACGUAAAAGUACAUUGUCGUCUACGCAGGAC
Molecule: messenger RNA, 893 nt
Organism: Desarmillaria tabescens
Lineage: Eukaryota; Fungi; Basidiomycota; Agaricomycetes; Agaricales; Physalacriaceae
Exons: 4
Coding region: 192-773 (193 amino acids)
Source: RefSeq, a predicted model, not a curated record